AUGGCGAGACCAACAAUCCACGCCAACGACCUGGCCAAGAUCACCACGGCCAUGCAGCGCGUCUACAGGUACCCGGUCCCCGAUGCCACCGCCCCGGCAACAACUCCAUGGACACCACCCCCGGCCUCGGCAGGCCACCGCGGCCGCUACCUCUGGACCGACGCCUUCGGGGUGCUCAACUUUCUGACUUUGCACCACCACCACCAACACCACGCCAACACCAACACCGACAGCGGAAAUGGGGCCGCCACGACGACAACGAAGACGGCGCCCUACCUCAGCUACGCCACCGCGCUCGCGCAAACCGUACACGACACGCUCGGCCGCACGCGCGACGGCUCGGCGCGGCUGCCGGGCGCGACGGACGCGGACCCGACGGGCGGCGGGCUGCGCAUCGGCAAGGAAGAGGCGGACGGCGCGGACGGCGACGGCCAGUACCACCACUACCUGACGCUCUGGAUGUACGCGCUGAACCGGCUGGCCGUGGCGUGGCGCGGGGCGGAGGAGCAGGGCGGGCAGGAGGAGAAGGAGAAGGAGGCGCGCAGGUGGAACGGCUACGCGGUCAGGCUGAUGCAGGUGAUACACCCGGCCUUCGUGCACGACAGGGCGAGCGGGCGGCCGCGCAUGUACUGGAAAGUGAGCGUCGACCUGAAGAGGCCGCUGGUCUUGUCAGAGGGGAACCUGGAUCCGGUGGACGGGCUGGUGGUGUGCAAAUUGCUGAGGGAGUUUGAGGGCGAAGAUGACGUGCUGCGGGACGAGAUGCGCGACUACGAGAAGAUCGUGGCGACCAAGUGGAAGAACUACGCCAGCACCGAUCCGCUGGAUCUGGGCAUGACGCUGUGGACGGCGCAUCAUUAUGCGGGCAAAGAGCAGUGGGCCACGGCGUUCGCGGACAAGGCGAAGAAGGAUUUGAAGGUGCUCGUCGACUGUGGCUAUUUCGAAGCUGGCAUCAAGAGGAGGCUGGCUUUCCGGGAAUUCGGAACGGUUCUGGGCAUUCGCUGUGCACUCCAACAGGAGCCGGGUUGGGAGAGGGAGGCUGAAAAGAUAAUCGCGAUCUGGGAAGAUGCGGGUGUUGUUCCUGAACCGAAAGACGAGGCAGCGGGCAAUGCCAAUGCAUCCGCAGACCUUGCGCCCAUUACUCUAGUGAUGUAUGCAGCUGCGCUUGACCCUGGAGCUUUCAAGCGAACCCCAUAG
Lasiodiplodia theobromae is the source of this 1194-nucleotide messenger RNA. RefSeq lists its product as uncharacterized. The record is from RefSeq and is a predicted model, not a curated record. Lineage: Eukaryota; Fungi; Ascomycota; Dothideomycetes; Botryosphaeriales; Botryosphaeriaceae. The transcript has 2 exons. The coding region runs from base 1 to 1194 and encodes 397 amino acids.